GUUACGUCCACCUCCCGAACGAGGAAGAGGCGAUGAAGGAACGGUUCCGCCAGGCGUCCGGUAUGCCUGGGAUCGUGGGCUGCAUAGACGGGACACAUGUGCAGAUCCAGGCCCCACAUGAGAACGAGUAUUUGUACGUUAAUCGAAAAGGUUACCAUUCGAUUAACGUACAAAUAGCUUGUGACGCAAAUUAUAACAUCAUUAAUUUGGUGGCGAGAUGGCCUGGAUCCACCCACGAUUCCCGCAUCCUCCGGGAGAGUGCGUUAUUGCAGGACUUCGAGGAAGGAAGGUGCAACGGGCUGCUCCUCGGGGACAGUGGAUACCCGCUGAAACGGUGGCUGAUGACCCCGCUAAUUGCUCCAACAACUGACCAAGAACGGAGGUAUAACACCAUACACUCCGCAACUAGGUCAGUUGUUGAGAGAUGUAUCGGGGUUCUCAAACGCAGGUUUCACUGUCUUCAUGGGGAGAUGCGGAUGCACCCAGAACGGGUCUGCACUGUAAUAGCAGCGUGCACAGUUCUGCACAACAUUUGCAUCGCCAAAAGAAUCCCUCUCCCCAGACACCAUCAGCCACCGGCAGUCCCCGAGGAAGAUGUGCGUCAAGCCACUCGGCCUGAGGACAUCGCUGGCCGAUUAGUCCGUGCUCAGCUCAUUAAUCAGUUGUAAAUAUUGUUUUAAUUAUGUAUAUAUGUUUUUUAUAGGCCGACACGAACUGUAAAUCCGGUGACAGCUCUUCUAUUUAUUCGAACAUAUCUCUCCUACAGAAUCGAAACACCUCAAUUAGCUCCUUGUCAUUUGAUGAUGUUCACUGCAUUGCUUCUGUCAAAAAUAACCAUUCCCGUCUAAAUGCCUGCUCGUUGUAUUUUAUUGUUAUGCAUUAAAAAAAUUGAUGAACGAAAAUGAAUGAAAGAAUGAUUGGAAGGAAUAAUUAUUUGAACAGUAAAUCUUAAUUUGAACAGUAAAAAGUAAAACA
Messenger RNA from Gadus chalcogrammus (walleye pollock), 975 nucleotides. RefSeq names its product putative nuclease HARBI1. Bases 33 to 668 code for a protein of 211 amino acids. The record is from RefSeq and is a predicted model, not a curated record. The transcript has 3 exons. NCBI's taxonomy places the organism in Eukaryota, Metazoa, Chordata, Actinopteri, Gadiformes, Gadidae.